Messenger RNA from Entrophospora candida, 227 nucleotides. The record is from the annotation of a GenBank genome assembly. NCBI's taxonomy places the organism in Eukaryota, Fungi, Glomeromycota, Glomeromycetes, Entrophosporales, Entrophosporaceae.
GGGAUAAUCUGAUAAUAGAUCUAAAAGAAAUAAAAGAAUAUACAGGAAGACAAAGUGAAACAGACAGAUGGAUAAGAAUAAUAGAACAAAUAUUUGAAGCAUAUUCUCAAUUACCAAAAGGAAACAAACCAAAUACAAAAGCAGAUGGAACACCAUUAGAUGGAAAUCAACUACAAGAUGAAGACGUGCCAGGAAUAUCAUGGACAACUAUAAGAUUAGCAAAUUGA